UUCUACCACUAYUCCAUCAGCRUAGAAUUGAAUUGGCCUAUAACUAUGAAAAAAGAGGUUAGUAAAUGGUGUUAAAGUUUAGGUUAAAGCUGGUGAGAUUACCAACUCUUAAACAGACACCCAUUAAUUUUAAGUCAUUUGAAAAGUUAAAAACCCAUGAAUUUUAGCAGGUCACACACAGCCUUCAAAGUAGCUGUCAAAGCACACACAGACCACACUAUAAAAUGGGAGCAGUAUGGGAAGUGCUGAGCAAACCCAUCACAAAAGCCUUCUCAGCCAAAGCACUUCUGAAGCAAAUUUUGCUCUCUUUUUCAAUGAAGACUUUUUUCAUCUCUCUGGGCAUCCUACUGUCCUUGCUUUUGCUUGUGAACGUCUGCAAUGCAGCAGAGAAAAAUGUAGCUGAAUUUCAGCCUGGCCAAGAUGCUGAUGAUAUAACUAAAAAUGGAGAAGCAGUCCAAGGAGAGAAAUUCAGGUUUCUUUCUCACCACAACAAACCACACUACAAGAAGCCCUUCUUCCAGCAAAUUCCACACCCCAUUGUGAAGAAGCCAAUCCCUCAUCACCCAAUCCUCAAGAAGCCACUUCCAAAACCACAUUUUCCACCAUUCUUCCCCACCCAUCCUUGAAACUAUCCUCACUCUUACAUGCUUUGGAAUAAGAACACAUCUAUUACCCUCAAGCUUUAGCAUAGUGUCAUUUUAGAAGUAAGCUUAUGAAAGAAGCCUUCAUGGCUAGGGAAACUAGAAUUUGUUUUCUAAGGGGAAAAAUAAAGAGGGAGUGAGCUUCUGUUACUACUAAUCACUUAUGUAGGUUAAAAGUGAUGAGGUUAAUGAUGCAAUAUAGCAAUAAAAUAAACAUUGUUGUGUUUUGUGUGUA
Messenger RNA from Momordica charantia (bitter melon), 876 nucleotides. Lineage: Eukaryota; Viridiplantae; Streptophyta; Magnoliopsida; Cucurbitales; Cucurbitaceae. The record is from RefSeq and is a predicted model, not a curated record.